Molecule: messenger RNA, 7987 nt
Organism: Ectocarpus sp. CCAP 1310/34
Lineage: Eukaryota; Phaeophyceae; Ectocarpales; Ectocarpaceae
Source: the annotation of a GenBank genome assembly
AUGUAUGUCGCACUGGUUGUUCUUUGCUCCGGCCUGCUCCAUGCGACGUCUAUUGGGAAAAAACAGGUUCGAAAGCUCUGGUGCGACUACAGCGAGGCCAAGAGUGGCAUUGAAAGCCCCUAUAGCAGCUCAACUACUAGCGCAGAGAGUAGGGCAGGAGACGACUAUGAUGCGGGCGCGUCAGCAUUCCCGCCCUCGUUGUCCAGCGCUGGCUCGAUAGCAGCAGGUCAGGGGCCGGCGCGAGCCCUCCGCGCCUUCGUAGAUGCGGUGGAUUUGACCGAUGCUAGACAAGCUACUGUUCUCCAAAACCUGGUGAGUCUUGACUCGCGUGUGAUCAUGAACCAAGAUGCCUUGCCAGUGGAUGACGUUGGUCAGGGGGAGCUAGUGUCCACGUUGAUAGAGCUAGCGAGGGGCGUGGUGGGAGCAGACGAUGCGUGUGGGGGGUCAAUUCCGCUCUCCGUGACAGCUGGCGAUGUGGCUCUCGCGGAGAAGUCCUUGACGGUGGCGCAGACGUGUCUCGCCGGAACAACCACCACAAGACAGCCGACAGAAUGGAAGGAGCACCUGAGACAUCUGGUGGCGAUACUCGCCGCUGAAGAGGGCGCUCCCGACGGCCAGAUGCUUGUGCCCUUGGACACGGACAUGUGCCGCAGGAUGCUAGACGUGAAGGCUGCCGCUCUGGGAGUGUUAAAGCUGGUGGCGACUGACCAUGAAAAGGUGGUGGAACUCGGGAUCUACGGAGGCUUCCAGAUCAUAGCACACCUGGCUCUUCCGAGGGGCUCGCUGCUGCGGCCUCAGGCGGUGGAACUUCUCGCCUCUUUUCUCGCCAUGCCCCGGCCCGAUCCCGAAUCUGUGCCACGUCAAGAGCCAAGGGGGAAAACAGGCCGGUGGGUUGGUCGUUUUGGAGGCGGCGGCGGCGGAGGUGCUAGUCGUAGUCCCCGCUUUGGCGGCGACUGCUGCGGGGAAGGGGAAGACAAGGGCGGGAUGGCGGCCUCGUCGUCUUCUUUCGCAGACGCCGCGAGUUUCGUCUUGAGCGGUGCCCAAGGUUUCCCCCCAGGGCAACUGCCGAUGGCGGUUCUACCCCAGUCUCUGCUGGAAGAGGCCUCGCUAAUAUCGGCGCUCGAAGCACAUCGGACUGCGCUAUGGGAUGAUCCUUGUCCUUCCGUCGCUGGCUCUAGUUGCAACUCAGGCGACGCUGGGGAGGGGGUGUGCAGCGGCGAUGGUGAUGGGCCAGCCGAGCCGGAAAAAGGACAAGCGGGUGUCGCUGACCCCGGCGAUGUCGCGGGGAUGAUGCUUGCGGGUGGCGUGCUUGCAAUUCUCGCCGACGUUAUCGCGCCGUGUCGAGCCGAGGGAGCUUCAGGCGGAGACAUUCACGCCACCGAGUCGGGAGCGGAGAGCAGCUUGAACGCGCUCGACAGCGAGAGCUUGCGUCUCGAGGCUCUCGAAGCCGCCGUCGCAAUGGUGGAAGGGCGGCCGAACGCACAGAGGGACUUCGUUCGGCUGGGCGGGCACUCCCGCAUCUGUAGCCUGGUCCACGAUGUGGCGGAGAGGGGGAAGCAGAGCGCCCUGCACCUGCCGGCUGACUCGACCGCGGAGAGCAGCAGCCGACGCAGCCGUAGCUGGAGCAAGCCUCGCUCGGACACCUCCCCGCGGGGGGAAGGACAGCCUGUGGGAGAGCUGCGGACUCUCGACGCCGCGUUCGACUCGGUGUUUCGGCUCGCGCUCGACGGCCAUACCGUCGCCCCCGGCGCGCGCGCGGACGGCGUGGACACGGUGAGGUUGCUGCUCGCUCUCGCCGCCCGGUCGCCCUCGCUGGCGGUGGCCCUGCGGGCCGCCCGCAGCCUCCAGGCGCUGCUGCACGUGCGCCCGAUGAACGCGGUUUCCCUCGAGCAGCAAGACGCCCUUCAGAUAGCCGCAGACGCCGUCGCAAAGCUUGCCUUUUCCGACGGCGGCGACGGUGGUGGCCCGUGCUUUGGCAAGGCCAGGGGGGAGGACGCGUUGUUCGGCCUCGACGGGGAGGUGGUUGUCGCGGAGCGCCUGGCGUGGUCCGUGGACGAGAAGCGGGCGGCGCUGUCCUCAAUGAACGACGUGGUUCGCGUGUUGGCGGCGGUGUACAGCCGACGGGACGCCCGAGCGCUGGAACGGUACGCCAGAAUACUCCUGGCCUCAUCCACGGCUCGGCUUGGUUGCGAUGAUGCGUCUCUGCCCGGAGGCACCGAAACGCAGCGGCGGCGGCGGCGCUUAUCGCAAGGGUGCAGAGCAGCAACAGCAGCAGCAGCAGCAGCAGCAGCCCCUGGCAGAACUCGCGAUGCCGGGGCUCCACUUGCACGGACGAGCGGGGAGAGUCAUGCCCACGUUGCGGCGAGGACUACGUGCGAGAAGCGGAAAAGCGGUGUCCAGGGUACCCCUCCUCCUCCUUCCCCUCCCCGAGUAGACCCGGAUUGGGCGGUGGAAGCAGGGAAGGCGUUGAUGAAGGCGAUAGCGGUAAUGCUGGACGACCGCGAGUCUUUCGGCCUCCCGUCCACACCGGACAGAAAAAGUGGUUGCGGAGGCGAGCAGGCCGAGAAGAAGGACGACACCACUGUCCUGGCCGGCAUGCUACAGAUCGUGCAGGAUGAGCUGCUGGAGCCGCUGCACCCACGCCCAGGCUCCGGCGCUGCUGUCAACGACACCGGGAGCGCCGACCGAUUGGCGGCGGCGGCGGAUCGUCCACAUGCCGCUGGAGAAUCUUGCCGGUCGGGUUGGACGGAAGGGUGGCUUCUGGGCGCCCUCGAGAUCGUGGCCAGGUUGGUGGUUAGGGGCGACAGCAGCACCGUGGAGGCGCUUGGGACUGCUGGGGGCUGGGGGCUCCUGGCGCACAUAGCCCGCCUCCCGUCGCCCCCGGCACACCUGCACGAGCGCUCGCCUUCGGCAGCGGCGGAGGGCCACGGCACCAACCUUAGCGGCUAUGGCCCGGGAAGCGCACAAGGGGGGGGGGGUGACGGUGAACAUUCGAGCGGCCGCCUGCUGUCGGAGGCAUGGGUCGGAUGGGUCGGGGCACGUCGUUUGGCGCUGUGGAUCAUUCGGGAGGCCCUGCUGACUGGGACGGCGGGACAGUGCCGCGGCAGCAUCGGCAGUGCGGGUGGCACGACCCUCCUCGUACAGCCGGCGAGGUGGCUUGUGUGGCUCGUGCGAGACUUGAUGAAGCCGACCCCGCCGCCCUGUGGGGAUGAUCAUCCCGCGGGAGGUUGCUCAGCAGGCCAGACAAGGGAUCAGGUCCUGAUGAGGCUAGUCAUCUUGAAUGAGCUACGCCUGGCGAUCGGAUCUUUCGGACCGUGCGAGGUGGUGAUGGAAGGUUGCACAAGAGUGCUCCCGCUCGUAGCUCUCCGGGCCGCGCAACCGAAUACACCGGUGGCAGGAGGGGUUGGUUUGGGAGGUGAUAACGAGGAGGUCGGAGGCAGGACAGGCGUGUCGCCGAACAGACAUCCUCAGGCGCGCAUGGGAGCGGCCAAUGUCAAGGUGGUUGGCCGGCUGGCUGGAGACCAGCGCGGAGUCGUGUUAGACUCCCUUGUGUCGGAGGGUGUGAUGGAGGUUCUGCUGGCCACCGUUAAGGAGAACGCAUCCUCCUUUUCACCGGGGUCGCGAACGGCCGAGUCGGGCUUGGCCCUGCUGCUCCUCGCCGACCUGGCUGCGGGAAGUGAAGCGGCGAAGGCGCGCUUGGGUUCAACCCUAGGCUACGACACCCUCGCCAAGGCCGCCCACGGCGCUGGCGUGGCGAUCCAAGCGCACCAGUUUUCUCUCUGGCUGGAGGCGUCUUUGCGGCGGUUGGGCGGGGUCACGUCACGACUUCCUCCGCCGUUCGAGUGCGUCGUAACAAACCCGGAUGAUGCUUUGGCUUCAUCCGACGUAUCGCCGACGCUGAAGGUCGCCCGGUUCGGAGUCGGGCAAGCGAGCAGCACGGGGCAAGAAUCCGGUGGUGCGAGAGGGAAGGCGUGGUUGGGUGAGGAGAGCGGCGAACGCGGGCGGGGAGAGUCUAGGGAUUCCGGGAGACGGCGGGGAUGGAGGCGGCGUAGUCCCAGUAGACGAGGGGGGUCGAAGGACGGUAUAGCGUGGGUGCCUCGCUCCCUGCCAAGGCUGUCUCACUCUGUGGUGGGCAGCAGAGCGGAGAGUAGCGCGGAGGGGGCUUCUGAGGCGCACCACAUGUUCGACGAGCUCUGGCUUCCUCCAGGACUCGUCACGCUAGCACAAGACGUCCUCCUCAUCAACAGGGCGCGCGGUGGGGUCGUGGUGCGAGAGGAGGAGCGGUACUUCAUCGCCCAGCCCAGGGGCGCGCCACCCGGCGGAAGCGGAAGCGGAAGCGUCACCUCGUCGGACCUGGGACACCCGCUGUGGAAGCCGGCGGCGACGAAGUUUCGCGGGCUCGAGGCCGCCGUGUUUCCGUUCCUGCUCUUGCCGCUGGUCCCCUCCGAGCAUCAGCCCCAGGCCGUGGCACAGCUGUCCCGCCUUCUCGACGCGAACCCGGCCAACGCGGCGGCGCUGUGCCAUCUGCGGGUGCCCCUCGCGCUUCUCAAGCUGGGAUGCCGACUCCCCGAGCGGAAGAAGCAGGCGCGGGACCUGUACUUUCACCUGUCGGCCCAGCUCAUGUCCCACCACAUCUCCCCGGCGGACGCUCUGGAGCUGUUCCAUCUGGCCAGCCUUCAGCCGUCGGCGUGGGCGCGCCUAGGACGGCUUAGAGUCACGUCCGGCGCUGACUUGAUCUCGGCGCGGCACGCGGUGGGGGUGGGUGGCUUGGCGGCGGCAGAGGACGGGGCCCCCGAAAUUGUGGACGAGGUUCGCGUGGAGCACGGGGUGGUCAUGCCUCCCCACGCGGACGAGCUCCAGAUGCAGCUCCUGUGCGUGAUCGGCACGGUCGUCGACUCGCCCGCCCCGGCGUGGUUCUUCCACAUGGACGGGGCAGGCGGGAGCGGCCUGGUCUCGGAGCCGCUUGUCCGCUUCCCGCCCAAGAGGGUGGGGUACUCCCUGUCGAUGUGGCUGCGGCCGUCCGGCUUUUCGAGCGGGGAAACCGCUCUGCUGUCCGUCUGCGGACGAAAGAACGACGGCGCGUCGAGGACGUUGCUCCGCGUGUCUCUUCGGAGGUGCCUGGGGCCCGGGGGUAGCGCGGUGGCGGCGGCGGGGGCGGUCGCGGCGGCCGGGAUCGGGGCUAGCUUGGACGACGACGGCGACCUAGGGGCGGCUUCGGACGACGCCUGCGCGAAGCUGCAGGUGCACGCAAGCGUGGAGCAAGCAUGCUCGGGUCAGCAGCCGAGCGGGCCAUCUUCUUCUUCGGGCCAAGCGAUGGAUGGCGGCGGCGGCGGUGGCGGCGCUGCUACUGCGGUUGCGUCGGCUCUCGUGGCCGACCCUGACGUGCGCUGUGGUAGCUGGCAGUACCUCGUCCUCACGCACUCGAUCUCGUCUGAUGCGGCCGGAGGAGGCGGCGGCGGCGGCGGCGGCGGCGGCAGCAGAGACCAGUGGAUGGACGGCAGCAUCACCGUCUACGUGGACGGGGAGAGGCGAACGCUCAUGACCGAGAGCGCCGCUGCCGCCACCGCGGGCGGGGGCGGCAAGAGCAACAGGCGCACCGAGAAGCCGGCGGCGGGCGGCUCGGGGUCCGUGUCCGUGAGCGUGGGGUGCUGGGAAGAGCCAUCCGGCGGUGGUUGCCAGCAGGAGUCGUCGACGGCAUCACCGCCCGCGCUGGAUGCCGCCGGGCUGGUGAACGGCGCACCCGCCGCGGCGCGCUUCAGCGGCCAGAUCGCCACCGUUGCGCUCGUGGAGGGCGCGUGGAGCCCGGAAACGGCGAAGGCGUCCUUCCUUCGGGGACCGGGGGCCCCGCCGCCGGGAAAGCGCAUCAUCUUCGCCAGCCCCGGCAGCCUUCCCCCGACGCCUUUCCUCGAUCCGGUAGAAGCAGCGCCUUCGGCUCCUGUGGUAGGGGAGGGUGGCAGCGGCAGCGGUCUCGACACGAAGUCGAUCGAACUACAGCCGGCCGUAGGAGGUGACGCUCCUGAGUCAGGAGCGAGGGAGCUCGCCGAAGACCAGAGCGGUAGUGGUGGUCAGGCGACAGCAGCCGUGCGGCGGGAAUCAAGCGCCUGCACCGCUCCGUUCUCCGGCGUGCCUCCGAAGACGGGGGCUCCGCCAAGAGACCCAACGCCGCCUGCGGGUGGUCAAUCCCCACCGUUCUUAGCCGGAGACCCCCCGCGGAUGAUGUUACCGCUGCUUUCGGAUGCGGCGGCGCCCCCACCGCGGCUGUCCGUGAACCUCGCCCCCGUCCGCAAGGCGAUCGACGUGAAGUAUGGCGUCGCCCCGCCGGACGAACCGCCCGCAGCGGGAGGGACGGUGUUCACUACCGAAGCGGUGGCAGAGCGUAGGGCCACCGGGGAAAGAACCGGCGGGACUUGUUCGGUGGGCAGGGAGGCCGCGGCGGGGGGCGCGGUUCCGUUGUCGGAUUCGGUUGCGUUGACGGUGAAUAGCCUCGCGGUGGCGGCGGGCUGCGGGGGCAAGGAUAAGGACUCGGCAUGCGACGUUCGGGUUUCGUUCAGGCUUGCCGCGGGCGGCGGGACUGGAGUGUACGCGACUACUCCCUUGCACGCCGCGGUACAGGCGGCCGGAGGCUUCCGCCUGUGCCUCCCCUUUCUUCGGAUGGACCACGCUCGCCAGGUGGCGGCGCUGAGAGUUCUAGCGGGCUUGCUGGAGGCGUCGGCUGAGGGAAUGGACGCCUUUCGGGUCCGUGACGGUUUCAAUGUGCUUUACCACGCACUUGCUCAAGGACACGAAGCCCUGCAACAGCUGUCGAUGGACACCUUCGCGACGCUGUUCGAGCUCAUGACGAGCGAGGCGCUCCAGGGAGCCCUGGACGUGUCCGCCUCCAACCUCUCCCCCGUAGCCCUGCUCGACGCUGCGGGGAGAACGGCCGACGACGCGAGGGCAACCUACCUGGCCAACGGCUGCACCAGCGCGAAGCCUGUCCGGUCGCCGGAGUCGCUACGGCUCGUUGUCGACCUGCUGGGCCACUGCGAGCGCAAGCCCGACCUGCAGGCGAGGGUGAUGGAGGCGCUCGUGGACGCGCUCGAUGGCAGCGCUGCGGGGAUACAGGUCUGGAGAAGGGCGUUCAACGAAUCAUCGGCGUUCGCGCCCCUGCUGUACCUCCUGUCCCCGCCCGCGUUCGCCGCUUCCGACGCGACCUCUGCCACACGCCCGACCCUCGAUGCCGCGCUGGGUGGCAACGUUGCCGCCGGCGGCCUGGCGGUGUCGAGGAGGUCGGCAUCGUUUUCUAUGCCAUCGUCGGGGCCGGUGGGGAUCGCUACGGUAGCCCGUGAGGAUCAGAGCGGGGGGGGCGGCGGCGGCUUCAAGUUGAAGAGUGUGUUCACCGGAGAGAGGCCGGCGGUGGCGGCAGGGUCGGCCGCGCGGACCCAGGCGGCGCGCAUGGUGCAGGUUCUCAUCGCGGGAUCGGCGGCGGUAGCGCCCGUCGUGCGACCACAGGCGAGUUGAUCUUGUCCAGUAACGGUGGAAUUAGUGCACGUGUGGAAGUGAGAGAGGUGCCACAGGGGUACUAAGCUUGGUUUUAGCUAAGGCUUACCGUUAGGGUUGCGAACCCUCCCUCUCUGUUCAGCGCAAUGUCCUCGGGAAGGCAUUCAUUCCAUCCUCAGCAACCCCUCCCCCCCCUACGUAAAACACGCCACCAGAUAUAGCCCCCGUAGUAUGCGCUAUCAAAGACGCGUGACGCAUGGAUGCGUGGAGUGAGGAUUGCUUACGGAAACCUCACAGGUUGAGUGAUGUAGGAGAUUGCCGGACACAUAGACGUGUUGAGUGAUUAUAGCUGUAUACUGAAACCCCACGGAAAGGGGAGGUUUGAGAUUGCCAGACACAUAGACGGGUUGCGUGGGGAUAGCUGCUGGAACCCCACGGGUUGAGUGAUGUUGGAGUGCCGGACACAUAGACGCGUUGAAUGAGGAUAGACACAUAUUGAACCUCACAG